Molecule: messenger RNA, 1137 nt
Organism: Scleropages formosus (Asian bonytongue)
Lineage: Eukaryota; Metazoa; Chordata; Actinopteri; Osteoglossiformes; Osteoglossidae
Product: myozenin-2
Exons: 6
Coding region: 353-1123 (256 amino acids)
Cellular component (GO): Z disc; actin cytoskeleton
Molecular function (GO): telethonin binding; actin binding; FATZ binding
Source: RefSeq, a predicted model, not a curated record
AGCGAGCGGGCCCGGGUUCGGUGGCAUGGUUCGGGGCCCGUCAGCUAUUCUCGAGUCCUGCGUGAGCGCUGCCCGUCCGGAUCAUAUUUUUACGAACUGGGAUAAGCAGGCGGGGGGGGGGUAUAAAUCCAAGCCCGCCGCCCCUUCCACGCAGUGCCGGCCUGGUCCAGCUAAAAUAAAACUGUGAUGUAAGUAGCUGGGAGAAGUCCACACUGCAUCCGAGCCUUCCCCCGCCAGAACUUGGGUCCUCGAGUCGGGCAAGGAAGCAUCCCCGAUCGCUGAAGGAAGAGCACGCCGUCUGCCGCGCCGUGUGGUCCGGCUCUUCACGUAAGAGACAGUUCCUCCUGGGGAGAUGACGACGCAGGUACCAUAUAGAGACUUGGCCAAGCAAAGGAAGCAGCAGGCCAUGGUUUUGUCCAAGGAAGCCCGAGGCGAGCGCCUGGACCUAGGCAAGAAGGUCAGUAUGCCACGGGACCUGCAGAUGGAGGAACUGAACCUGCAGUCCAACAGAGGUUCCCGCAUGUUCUUGGAGAGGCAGAGGAGGGUGGAGAAAUUCACCGUGGAGAACGCAUCCCAAGGCUCAAACUUUCACCAACACCUGAACCAGACACAAGUACAGGAUUCUCAAGGUACCCUUGGAGGAAAGGAGAACUUUCGCACAGAGAUCUUGAUCCAGCAGCCUGGGAAGCAAACCCUCACAUUACCUCGGACUCAGACUGGAGGCAGGAAAGGGAACCCCAAAGUCCUUGCCCCAGGUUACUCAGGCCCACUUAAGGAGAUCCCCCACGAGAAGUUCAAUGUCACUGUGAUUCCAAAGUCUUACUGCUCCCCGUGGCGGGAAGCCCUGGGUAAUGAUGAGGAACUCUUGAGUACUCUCGACUGCCACCUCCCUGAUCCACCGCAACAACUCCAGCCUGUCAACUACAGGUGCUUCAACAGGGCACCCAUGCCUUUUGGCGGACCCGCAACAACCAAGGUGAUGGUCCCUACCCGGCGAGUUGAGCUCUUGGAGACUAUACCAGUGCCCAACCUGAGCUGGGACCGCAUGACCAAGCGGCCCAACUUCAACCGUGCACCUCGUGGAUGGGGAAUAAGCUACUCGCCAGAGUCUAACGACCUGUAAUGGGGUGUAGGAAG